GCUCUGGAAAACACUAGUCUAAACACUCUGGACCGACCGACUGACUGAAUAUAGUCUAUGGACAGAUUUAAUGCAACGACAUAUAAGUCUAAUAUCUGCAGCCAUAAACGCAUUUGUUUGAGGCUCGGUUUCAGGUAUGGGAUUAUCAGCGGCUGUUCGCCUCUUCUCUGUGUCUGGGUGUCUGCUGCUGCUGUGUGGCUCGUCGUGGGGUAUUAAUGCAUCAGUCCCUCUGGUGAUAUGGCACGGCAUGGGAGACAGUUGUUGCAAUCCCCUGAGCAUGGGUGCAAUAAAGAAGAUGGUGGAAGAGGAAGUCCCAGGAAUAUAUGUGCUUUCCCUGAUGAUCGGGAAGUCUGUUGUACAGGACACUGAAAAUAGCUUCUUCAUGGAUGUUAAUGAGCAGGUGUCUUUUGUAUGUGAUCAGCUGGCACAGGACCCUAAAUUAAAGGGAGGCUACAAUGCAAUGGGCUUCUCCCAGGGGUCACAGUUUCUGCGAGCGGUUGUACAGCGUUGUCCAGAUCCCCCAAUGAAGAACCUCAUCUCAGUUGGUGGACAGCAUCAGGGAGUAUUUGGUCUUCCACGAUGCCCUGGUGAGAGCUCUCAUAUCUGUGACUGGAUUCGCAAGAUGCUAAACUCAGGAGCCUACACCGAUGCAGUUCAAAAACACUUGGUGCAGGCACAAUACUGGCAUGAUCCCCUCAAUGAUGACUUGUAUAAAAAGCACAGCCUCUUCCUUGCUGACAUCAAUCAGGAGCGAGUGGUGAACGAGACCUACAAGAAGAAUCUCAUGUCUCUGAAUAAAUUUGUUUUGGUUAAGUUCCUGCAGGACACUAUGGUAGAUCCUGUGGAUUCUGAGUGGUUUGGCUUCUAUAAACCUGGUCAAGCUAAAGAGCUGGAAACACUGCAGGAAAGUGCUAUAUAUACAAAGGAUCGCCUGGGUUUGGCAGAGAUGGAUUCAGCAGGGAAACUUGUGUUCCUCGCCACUGAUGGAGAUCACCUGCAGUUCACCCAAGAGUGGUUUAAUGACAAUUUACUUCCCUUCCUACGCUAAAUACUGUAACAAGCUUAUUCCUAAUGAGGGAGUUUACACGCGCACACACACACACAUACAAAAACACACACAGUCCA
Molecule: messenger RNA, 1125 nt
Organism: Carassius carassius (crucian carp)
Lineage: Eukaryota; Metazoa; Chordata; Actinopteri; Cypriniformes; Cyprinidae
Gene: ppt1
Product: palmitoyl-protein thioesterase 1 (ceroid-lipofuscinosis, neuronal 1, infantile)
Exons: 10
Coding region: 137-1048 (303 amino acids)
Biological process (GO): protein depalmitoylation; receptor-mediated endocytosis
Cellular component (GO): lysosome
Molecular function (GO): palmitoyl-(protein) hydrolase activity
Source: RefSeq, a predicted model, not a curated record